Humulus lupulus (European hop) is the source of this 597-nucleotide messenger RNA. RefSeq lists its product as uncharacterized. The record is from RefSeq and is a predicted model, not a curated record. Gene Ontology annotation, cellular component: membrane-bounded organelle. NCBI's taxonomy places the organism in Eukaryota, Viridiplantae, Streptophyta, Magnoliopsida, Rosales, Cannabaceae. Bases 176 to 406 code for a protein of 76 amino acids. Gene Ontology annotation, biological process: protein N-linked glycosylation. The transcript has 4 exons.
GCCAUUUUCUUCUUAAUCCAACGGCAGCCAUAGAACAUGAUACACUGAGUAGAAAGUAGAGACCGAAAACUAGAGUCAAAAUCGAGCGUGGGUUUGGGAUCUAAAAUCUCACGAAUCAAAGCCGAGAACAAUCUCAAUUCUCCUUCCUCCACACCACAGCUCGUCGCCGUCUCUCAUGGCUCCAAAACCGAUCACGAGUCCAGUCCCGGAAGUAUGGUACCCAACUCUGUCGGUCGUCAUGCUCGCCAUCGGCCUCGUCCUUACCGCCUCUUUUUUCAUCUAUGAAGCAACCUCUUCCAGGCGAAAUCGUAGUCUUGCUAAGGAGCUGACAACAGGGGCAGUAGCAUCUGUAUUCUUGGGUUUCGGGUCCUUGUUCUUGCUACUCUCUUCUGGUGUUUAUGUCUAAUUUUUAAGCGGCAAAAAUCGUGAAUUUUUUUUAGUCAUUUCAGGAUUACUUGAAGAAUGAUACAAAUGACUUAUAGUACAACUUAUGUUCUGUUUUUUGAAAUGAGAACCUUUUAUCUUCAUUCACAGGAAAUGGGUUUUGAGUCACGUGACAGUGGAUAGUCUAUGAAUUGCUAAGAAAUGUUUGGUCGA